Messenger RNA from Anopheles moucheti, 3418 nucleotides. RefSeq names its product palmitoyltransferase ZDHHC3-A (gene Dnz1). NCBI's taxonomy places the organism in Eukaryota, Metazoa, Arthropoda, Insecta, Diptera, Culicidae. Gene Ontology annotation, cellular component: endoplasmic reticulum; Golgi apparatus. The coding region runs from base 447 to 1256 and encodes 269 amino acids. Gene Ontology annotation, biological process: peptidyl-L-cysteine S-palmitoylation; protein targeting to membrane. The record is from RefSeq and is a predicted model, not a curated record. Gene Ontology annotation, molecular function: protein-cysteine S-palmitoyltransferase activity. The transcript has 2 exons.
UCUAUUUUGUCGGCUUUGUAGAGCCUUUGCUGUCACAAGUCGGUACGGAAAAGGUGAUUAAUCCGUUCGCCGAUAUUCGUACCGGACACUCCAUGGAAUUGUGAAGCAUAAUUCGUGACAUUCAGGCGGGUCUUGCGAUGGUCCAGCUGGAUGAUUGCACUAUGGAAGAGAUGGUGCCGUGUUUUAGUCAUCGUUGGGCCGUAGUUUUGUGUUGUGUAGCUUUCCGUACAAAGUAAAGAAGGGCCGCAGCGAAAAGGGAGCUGAGGUAGGAAGUUUUAUGUUUUUUUGUCGGUGUGAUUGUGAAAGUGAAUUUUGACCCCGAAGGGAAACUGAGAGGAAAGGUGGAAAUCAACAAACAAGACCAGAUAAAGCAGGGCAGCACUUAUCAAUUACUCAACGGCAAGUGGAACUCAGUUUUCACCACCACCUGCCGUAAGGCCUGCACAAUGGCUUUCGUCAAAGAUCCCUGCGGUAUUGUUUGCGUGCUGGUCACCUAUAUGGCUGUCCUGUACGCAGACUAUGUGGUAACGCAUUGGAUAAUUCUGCAAACAAUGCCCAACAGUCUUUGGGCACCGUUUCAUGUGGUGGCGUUCAAUACGAUCGUGUUCCUGCUGGCUAUGGCUCAUCUGAAAGCGGUACUGCUCGAUCCGGGAACGGUUCCGUUGCCCCAAAUCCGUAUUGAUUUUUCCGACCUUCACUCAGAGAAAAAUUACGGCCACGAGCGGGAAGAAUGGACGAUGUGCACACGGUGUGAAACGUACCGACCGCCAAGGGCACACCACUGCCGCAUCUGUAAACGGUGCAUCCGGCGCAUGGAUCAUCACUGUCCGUGGAUUAACAAUUGUGUCGGCGAGCGAAACCAGAAAUAUUUCCUCCAGUUCCUUAUGUACGUUUGCGCACUUGCCGUUUAUUCGAUCUUUCUGAUCGUGAUCUCGUGGUUGUAUCCGUGCGAAGACUGUCAUACGGAUGUGACGCAAGCCCAGAGCCGGAUGAUGCACAGCGUACUGCUGUUACUUGAAUCGGCCCUGUUUGGGCUAUUCGUAAUAGCGAUCAUGGUCGAUCAGAUGCAUGCGAUACUGUACGACGAGACGGCAGUAGAGGCGGUCCAGCAAAAGGGCCCAUACCGGAUCCAUCGGCCAAAGAUGGCCCUGCUGGCAGAGGUUUGUGGCCGUGGACAUCCCAUGCUAUGGAUGCUGCCCUGUACCAGCCUCAACCGAAAACAUCACGAUGUGCCGUUACUGAGCCAUGAUGUGUAAAAGAUCUCAAUUCAUGCGCGAAGUGCCCUCUCAGAGGUUGAGAUAAGCGUAAUUGUACAGUAAGUGAAACGGAUCUAUCUGAAUGGAAUGGAAUUGACGCAGGGAGGUAGCACGUGCAAAAAAAAAACAGCGAAGAAAAAACAUGCUUGGGAAACACAAAUUCCUACUCAAUUGGUCUCAGGAAACGCUAUAGACAGACACCUUUGGCGCCAGACGACUGGGUAGCCCAUUGAGCCCAUUUGCAUUAUCGUGCAUUUAUGAUCUACGUACUACCUUGUCUAAUUAGUUUUUUCAUUACGCCACGAACGGUGUGGUUUGCGAUGUCGACAAGCGUGUGUGUGUGAUGAUGUGCGCGCUGCCAUUUUCCCAUGGCGCAAAUUCCUUCGCGUGACCAAAGACUCGGGAAAAACAGGGUCGCAUUUGCUUCUGUAGUAAGAGUUAUUUUCGAUUAACAGUCAGGGCCUUUAGCUGUUGUCGUCUGCUAGGAUGGACGUUUAUGUACGUUUAUUUAUUAGUUCCAUUUUGUGCUCCUAAAAUGUUGUCUUUGCAUUAAUUUGGUUGAGGGGUAAAUUAUGGAAGGAUUUUGCAAGGUUUCGUUUAAGCUUCUCGAGAGGUAUCUAAGCAAUAGCAGUGUUUAAAGCAACAGCUCCUUUCUUGAAUGGCGCUAGCUUAUGUUCACUUUCCCCUCCAUCCGAAUGGAUCGAUAAUCCAAGGAAUAAUCUUCCAACUGGGAAGGGUGCAUAAACAACCCCAAUAACACACCAAGAGUUGUCUAGGAAUUGAUGUAAAUUUGUGUACCAAAGUAGUUGAUCUAUCCUCGAACAAACAGAUGCAAACCGAACAGGACAAGUAUACUGUUAUACCCUUCAGUAAUAAGUCGAGCUGAUAUUACAAAUUACUUUAUAAUACAUCCAGCAAAGUAGCAUUUAGCGCGCUACAAAAACGAACAGGUUUGGUUUUGGUACAGUUUCGCAUUAUUUGUUUACAGGUGAAAAAAGAAGCUAGAUUUAAUUCAUCCUCUGUAGACAUGUAGUUAGUUUAGUGAGCUUUAUUUCUUGUGUUUAGAAUAGCCACCAAGAAAAACAAACUGACCAACCAGAGUGGUUUCCUAUUGAACGGUAACUCUUGACCUCGUACAUUGAACAAAAGUAAACAAUCACGCAAAAUUAGAUGCAUUCUACUUUAGUGAUCGAACUUAGAAUCCACGCACAUCCAUCUAGAAAAGGGAAAGGAGGGACAUGAAUUAAUUGCACAAGCCUAUUAAUUUAAGCAGCAGACAGGAACGUACCCAAACUAGAAGCUUUUUUGUAAAGAAACCGCACUCGCUCACAUUGUCCUCUUUCGAUCCCGCUCGAUCGACUAGAAACGAGCUUAAGCAUUUCUGCCUCUUGUUGAUUACCUUCUAGACUCUGUUUUCUUCUGUUUUCUAGUUGCUUUAAUUAUUCAUAAAUAGCAGUAAGAUUGUUUCUUUUCCGACAGCCUCAGGUUGAUUUAUGUAUGUACAGUUAUAGUAUUACAAAACAUUAUGUUACGCCGGUUGUAUUAAGCGCAAUUAGCAUUAAUUUCGGGUACAAGUCGUGCAGAUGUGUGUUUUAGAUUUAGUUUUAUUUGUAAAUGUUUAAUUUGCGUUUAAACGAACGUGUCUCGAAACAGUUUACCAACGUUCGCUCGCCUACCCCACGUAAACUCGCCCACCCCUGCCACUCACUCGCACGUAGAUAAUUUUGCAAGAGAAACAGUAGUUUAAAGUGUAGGAAGAGCAAUAGCAACACAAACUGGUAGUGUGUCCCAACGAUGCGAGAACCACUUUCAUGGUGGUGUAAAUAAUUCAUCCAUUCGAUGUCAAUCGUUUCGAACUCGUCGUUCAGUGUAGCUUUUUUAACAGACGAACAUACUCUAGUACAUUGUUUCAGAGGUACUGCAACACGGGAUACGUUUGUAUUAAUCAAAUCGUUUUACAGCAGAUACACGGACAUGACACAAGGAAACUUUUACAAUAGGUAACAGGUUCAUGUUUUGGGCAGAUUGUGUAAAAAUAAACAUACUGGGUCCUCCGAGAGCAUUAACAUACGUUUUCACCUGUUUGGAGAAAAAAGGCAGGGAAAACUACUAUGCAUCAAUAUUUAUAUUUUUGUGAUCCGCAAAUAAAUGUAUCAACUGAU